AUGGAUCGUCGUGGUUUGGGUUGUGGAUUUCCGAAGGUUGAUCUUAUCGAUCUAGGUUUUGUUGAGGUUGAUGUUGUCAAGGUUGAUACUGUUGAGGUUGAUAUUGUGGAUGUUGGUUUUGUGGAUGCUGAUAGUUGA
Messenger RNA from Entrophospora sp. SA101, 138 nucleotides. The record is from the annotation of a GenBank genome assembly. NCBI's taxonomy places the organism in Eukaryota, Fungi, Glomeromycota, Glomeromycetes, Entrophosporales, Entrophosporaceae.